AGAUCACCUAAUAUUUUCGGAGAAAGUUGAAGCACCUCGAAACUCAAAAACCAAAUUUUGUUUUAUAUACUUCUCUGCAAUCCACACACACGUCAAUGGCAGCCAUGGAACAAGCAUCUCCUCCUCCUCCAGUACACAUAGCCAUAUUUCCAUGGUUUGCCAUGGGACACUACACCCCAUUUCUUCACUUCUCAAACAAACUUGCAAAGAGAGGCCACAGAAUCUCCUUCUUCGUCCCGAGAACAACAAUCUCAAAGCUUCAACACCUAAACCUUCACCCACACCUCAUCACCUUCAUCCCCAUCACUGUUCCUCAUGUCCAUGGCCUUCCCCGUGAUGCUGAAACCACUUCUGACGUUCCCUUCUCUCUUUUUCCUCUGAUCGCCACAGCCAUGGAUCAAACAGAGAACGACAUCGAGCUUCUCCUUCAAGAGCUAAACCCGCAGAUCGUGUUCUUCGAUUUCCAACACUGGCUACCCAACAUAACUCGAAAACUCGGCAUCAAAUCCAUGCAAUACUGGAUCGUCUAUCCGUUUUCAUUGGCCUACUUUGAUAAAGGACCAAGACAGAGACAGAGUCAAGGGAAUGAUUUAACGGAAUCUGAUCUCAUGAAACCUCCACCAGGGUUUCCCGAUUCAUCGGUGAAGCUUCACGCACACGAGCUUCGCUUCGUAGCUUCCACAAUGAAAUGGGAAUUCGGAAGCGGUGUUCCGAUAUAUGAUCGGUUCAGAAUUGGAAGAGAGUUAGCAGAUGCAAUUGGGUUCAAAGGUUGCAGAGAAAUUGAUGGUCGGUACACUGAUUUCUUCGAGAAUUUUUUAAAGUUAGGAUACAUAUUUUUGGGACAAAAUUAA
This is a messenger RNA of Arachis duranensis, 851 nucleotides long. Its product is annotated as cyanidin 3-O-galactoside 2''-O-xylosyltransferase FGGT1. Lineage: Eukaryota; Viridiplantae; Streptophyta; Magnoliopsida; Fabales; Fabaceae. The record is from RefSeq and is a predicted model, not a curated record. The coding region runs from base 96 to 851 and encodes 251 amino acids. The transcript has a single exon.